AUGGACAAUAAUAAUUUGUUAGAAGAUCUUAUUUCAAGAAAGUAUAGUGACAUAAAUAAAUUGGAUAACUGCGGGAAAACUCCUUUGCAUAUCUCCGCUGAAAGGGGCAAUACGUUUUUCGGAAAUCUUCUAUUAAAAGGUGGAGCGGAUAUCCAAGUGAAAACAUCAGGUUUCUUUGGGUCUGGAAAAACCCCUUUACAUUUAAGUGCAGAGAAAGGUCACAAAGAUUUUGUUGAACUUUUGGUUCAGUGGAAGGCAUCUAUCAAUGAAAAGACUAAGUUUUGUGGUAAAACAGCUUUACAUUUGUGCGUAGAAAAUGGACAUAAUGAGAUAGCCGACGUUUUGUUAGCUGCAGGUGCUGAUGUAAAUCUACAUGACUAUAAUAAUAGGACAGUUUUGCAUAUCAGUGCAUGUAGUGGAAAUAAGAAACUGGUUCAGUCGCUUCUAGAAAGAGGUGCCGAUAUUAAUAAAAAGGAUGAUUACGGUAGAACAGCUUUACAUUACUGCGCAGCAAUGGGAUAUAAUGCCAUCGUUGAUCUUUUGUUAAAAUAUAAAGCUUCACCAAACAUCAGAGACGCCCUGGGUGAAAUACCUUUACACUAUGCUGCCGUCUACGAGCACCCAAAAACAGUUUCAACUUUGGUGAAAUUUACAGAUUUUAUAGACACGGAAAACUAUUGGAACAGAACAGCUUUACACUACAGCACCCUGAGAGGUCACACAGAAGUGGUGACGACGUUACUUGAAACCGGAGCUGGCGUUGACGUCAUAGACUAUUACGGGAAAACCCCACUGCACUAUAGCGCUGAGGGAAACACUGUUGACGUCAUGAAAGUGCUCAUUCAACAUGGCGCCAACCUCGACAUUGCUGACACUUCUGGUCAGACAGCCUUGGAAGUGGCCAUACAAAAUUCAAACGAUGACGCUGUUGCAAUUCUAAAACGACACGGCGCUGAACUGUUGAAACAAAAGAGAAAUAAAUUCAUGACACCGCUGAGAUAUAUCAGAAGUCUAGUAAACGAAAUUAUUUGUUAUAUCCUGAGGGUAUUAAUGCAUUUCACAAACACCAGUUUAUCAGAAAGUUUUAGACUUUGUACAUUUUCUACACCUACAGAAGACGAAAACAAGCAUAACUUUGGUAAUACUGGAAUAGAAGUUUCAGCAUCUGAAGAUACAAGCUAUGUACAAAAAGAAAUUGGUGUAACAAAUACAACACCCACUACAAGACUAACUACUAAUACAACAUCAACUAGAACACCAUCCACGUAUACAACACUAAAUACGUAUACAACAUCAACUGCUAAUAUAACACCAACUUCUAAUACAUCACAAACUACAACACCAAUUACUUGUAUUACAUCGACACAAUCUGCAUGGGCUAAAACUGGCCCAAGUAAUGAUACUACAGCAGUAUUUACCAACACAACAGCAAAAACUACAGACGCCACAAGUGCUACAGAAAUAAAAUCAGCUGUUGAAACAAAAAUCUACCAAACUUCUCUCUAUUCUAAAUCUACUCACAUUAAGUUAUCUGAAUACAAUUCGCGCAUUCUAAAAAACACACGAGAUAACUCCAGUCCAGUUCAAGAAAGCUUAACACAGACAAAACUUGAAACGUUUGGGGAGAAUCGUCAGACAUUCUUUGAAAAACAUGAAUUGUUGGAUGACGCAUACCGUGCUCAAGAAAAUGCAAGUGUACUACGUCAAACAAACGAUAAACAGGAUGUGAUGGUCAAACGCAAAAAGACUAGCACCCUGAAAGUUGCCAAGCAAAAGAAAAGGAGAGGAACAAAAAACAAUAUUAUAAAGAACUAUAAUUUGCACUGCAGGCAAAUGAUCAUUGACAAAGUCGACUAUCUAACGACAAAUGGAAACCAGAACUUUUAUUAA
Messenger RNA from Physella acuta, 1890 nucleotides. RefSeq names its product ankyrin repeat domain-containing protein 50-like. Gene Ontology annotation, molecular function: protein binding. Lineage: Eukaryota; Metazoa; Mollusca; Gastropoda; Physidae. The record is from RefSeq and is a predicted model, not a curated record.